AUGGCAUCGUCGUGGAUUCACCUCCCUCGUUCACACAUUGAGUGGCGUCAAGUGGAGCAUGGCUUCAAGCUAAAGAAUGGCAUGGUUGGGGUCGUUGGUGCAAUAGAUGGGACCUUAAUCGAAAUCCUGCGUCCACGUCUACAUGAAGGGUUCUACAAUCGACACGGCGACACGUCGUUGAACAUUCAAGCUGUUGUCGACAGCGCUGGGUCGUUCAUGAGUGUGGACAUGCGGGCGGGAUCGUUUUCGGACAAAAAGAUCUGGAAAUUGUCGGAACUGGGCAAUACUUUCCGCGCCAAAGCCCCCUAG
Aphanomyces astaci is the source of this 309-nucleotide messenger RNA. RefSeq lists its product as hypothetical. The record is from RefSeq and is a predicted model, not a curated record. Bases 1 to 309 code for a protein of 102 amino acids. The transcript has a single exon. Lineage: Eukaryota; Oomycota; Saprolegniomycetes; Saprolegniales; Verrucalvaceae.